AUGGCAAAACCUAGUGUUGUAUUUGUUUUAGGUGGGCCGGGUGCUGGUAAAGGGACUCAAUGUAGCAAAAUUGUCCAAGAAUUUGGUUACGUCCAUUUAUCUGCUGGCGAUUUGUUAAGAGCCGAAAGGAACUCAGGAUCAGCAGAUGGUGAUCUCAUUGAUCGUUAUAUUAAAAAUGGCGAGAUUGUACCUGUUGCCAUUACGGUACGAUUGAUCGAGAAGGCGAUGAUUGCUAGUCCUGUUCAGAAAUUUCUAGUCGAUGGUUUUCCACGUAAUCACGACAAUUUAAAUGGUUGGAAUAGUCACAUGGAAGGCAAAGCCAAUGUCAAGUUUGUCCUCUUUAUGGAUUGUCCCUUUGAUAUUUGUAUUGAAAGAGUGAAAAAACGCAGCCAGACAAGUGGUCGAAAAGAUGACAAUGAUGAAACAUUACGAAAGCGUUUAAAUGGUUAUAAAAAUGAUACCGUACCAAUCAUUCAACACUAUGAGAAACAAGGCUUAGUACGAACGGUCACCAGCUCCGAUAAUGUUGAUGCCGUCUACGAUCGAGUUCGACAAUGCUUUCUACCAGAUUAA
Trichoplax adhaerens is the source of this 573-nucleotide messenger RNA. RefSeq lists its product as uncharacterized. The coding region runs from base 1 to 573 and encodes 190 amino acids. The transcript has a single exon. The record is from RefSeq and is a predicted model, not a curated record. Gene Ontology annotation, molecular function: ATP binding; UMP kinase activity. Lineage: Eukaryota; Metazoa; Placozoa; Uniplacotomia; Trichoplacea; Trichoplacidae. Gene Ontology annotation, cellular component: cytoplasm; nucleus. Gene Ontology annotation, biological process: 'de novo' pyrimidine nucleobase biosynthetic process; UDP biosynthetic process; CDP biosynthetic process.